AUGGGCAAUUUACUGUGUAAACUUGUUUCCGCGCUCCGCCGCCGGCACCCGCUGGGCCAUCGCUCGCUGGUUUUGCGCCGUCGGGAUGCCAUCACAUCUGGCCGGGGCCACCCAGCCGCCCCAGCUCCUGCUUUACACCCUGGCCGCAGGCUGCUCAACCAGGACCGAGUGCCUUUAUCAUCCGGCUCUUACAUCGCGCCGAAAAGUCGGUACCCAAUCCAGCAGGCUGGGUACUCCCGUGUGGGCGUCCUACCCCUGGCGAACUUGAGGCAGUUGCCGAAGAAGCAGCCCGUCCUGUCCACUCGUAAUUCCAUGAUGUUCGGACCUUCGAGAACUGUCAGAAUUCCUCCACCGGGGCGCAAAAUUACUCUGCUGCCUUCACUCCCUGAGCUACAUGUUCAGGUAGGCAAGGCUGGGAAGCCGGUACCAGCCAGUCACCGCCCACUUCCUUGCGCAAAGGAGAGGAAGGCGAUGGUCCGGGAAGAGCGCAGGGAAGGCGUGACAAAGGAGGAAGGUCACACAGAGGCCGAAGGAGAGGCCAACGGAAAGAUGAGUCCGUACCGCAGCGGGGCUGUGACAAGGACACCUAGGCCCCAGGAGACCGGCGGGCUCCUCCCGCCCCUCCAGUGCAGUCCCGAGCCUCCAAACCUCCUGCCGGUGCACCCAGGAGGCAACGUCAGUGAGAAAGCCCAGGUGUCUCGGACGAAGCCUUCCUCCCAAAGCCCCGCCAUCUGCUCAGACGGCACUGCUGGAGACCGCCGGCCUCCCUCGCAGCCUGGCCCCCUGGCCACGGUGCUGUCUGCCCCAAGUCCGUGCUGCAGCCUGCUGCCCGAGAGGCCAGUAGAAGAAGUGCUGGGUGAAGACCACCAGCCCGGCUCCCCAGAGUCACUGGUGUCCGGGAAGGCGCUGCAGCGUGAAGCACCUGCAGACCCCCGGCGGAGAGGCUCUUCUCCCGCGGGAGCUGCGGGCAGCGGGCGCCCCUGCAAGAGGCCGAUGCCCCCGCCGCUCUUUCUGCCGCUGCCGCCGCUGCUGCCGCCUCGGCCGCCGCCGCCGCUGCCGUGGGGUCGCAGUGACCUUCCCCCACCUCCGAAGCUUCCAGCCAUGACUCUCGCCAAAACCUGGGGCACCCUGAGACAAAACAUGGAGCGUCAGCGGAACAAAAUCCUGAAGGAUGCAAGGAAGGCCAUGCGACGCCGCAGCACCGCUCCGCCCGCCCCAGGGACCACAGGCUGCCUGGCGGUCAGUCACGUUUUGCAGGUCCCUUCUACCACCACCAACUUGGCCGACCUGUCCUCCAGAUUCGCCAAUCUGGCUGGCCUUCCACCUUGCCUGACACCUUAUAUGGAUCGGGUGGCAAGACACACAGCCCCCGUGUCCUCUCAUUCUGCUAUUCGUGCAGAUCCUCUUCUUCCUCCAGUUUUCAAUCCCAUUGUGGGAAUUACCCUUAAGGAGGACGCAGGCACUCCAUGUUCAGUCAGAGCAACACCACCUUUUAUUUCUGACCUCUCCACACCUCUGAGCACCCCAACCCUCCCCUUCCAGCCACCCUCCUACAGAAAUGAAUCCCCAACACCCAUGUGUGUAGAUUCUCCCCCUCCCUUAUACUUACUCACCCCUCUUCCAGACCCUCCCAUCGCUCCCCCUGCUCCAACUGAGCAGCCUGUCACUUCUGCAGUCCCUUUGACCACCACAGUCAUAGCAUCUGCAAGUGUGACCCCCCCGUCUCCUUCAGAUUCGGACAUCACUGACAUGGACACUACUCCCCCUUCUCAAGCUGUAAUUUUUCAGUCUCCCCCAGGUAUAGGGGUGGAGCAGACACACACUGCAGAGAGACCAGACACCACCGGCCCAUUUGUGCCAAUGGUCUCCUGCCACGCUUCAAUUUUUAACUAUCCCUCUGACUCGCAAACCAACCCUCACCCCACAUUUGCAGCCACUGAUGAGCAGCAGAGAGCCUCUGUUUUUCCCAGGCCCCCAUCUGGAGCUCUGGCUGCCGCCUUCCCCGGGCCCCCACCUGGUGAUCAGGCUGCCGCCUUCCCCAGGCCCCCACCUGGGGAUCAGGCUGCUGCCAUUCCCGGGCCCUCAUCUGGGGCUCCGGCUGCCGUCUUCCCCGGGUCCCCACCUGGGGAUGCAGCUGCCACCUUCCCCAGGCCCCCACCUGGGGAUCAGGCUGCCGCCUUGCCCGGGCCCCAACCUGGGGAUCAGGCUGCCGCCUUGCCCGGGCCCCGACCUGGGGAUCAGGCUGCCGCCUUGCCCGGGCCCCCACCUGGGGAUCAGGCUGCCGCCUUGCCCGGUCCCCAAAUUAUGGCUUUGGGUCCUUCCUCCCCCAGCCCCCCAUCUAUGGCUUCAGCUCCUGUUUUCCCCAAACCCCCAUCUAUGGCUUCAGCUCCUGUUUUCCCCAGCCCCCCACCUAUGGCUUCAGCAGUUAUCUAUGCUUCAGCAGUCGGCAUCUCUACAGAUGUCAAACCAGUCUUUGACAUCAAUGCUAUGGAUGCACCUCCUCCUCGGACUUUACUUUCCAGUCUACCUCUGACUCCAAGGAGAACCACUACCCAUAUCACAUGGCUGUUCCUGGUUCUGAGAACACAGCACCCAGUGGCAGCAAUGCCUGGACCCAAGCCUCGACUUAUUUACCUGUGGAUCCAGCCACCCAGAGGAAGGAUAAUGGAUUCAGAUUUACCAGAUCCCCUGUCUUCCACUACCACCAUCAACAUGCAGCCGGCCUUUGUCUACAGCUCAGGUAUUUUCCCCAGGGAUGUAUCUGCUACUUCUGGUUUUGGAGUGGAUACCACAGUGCCCAGUACUGGAGACAGUAGCUUGCUGUCUGCUAGUACCACAUGAGGCCCACUGUUGUUGGGACCUGCAGCCUCUAUGGCUGGUGGGAGUUUUGGGUUGGUGUGA
Dama dama (fallow deer) is the source of this 2901-nucleotide messenger RNA. It is a transcript of the gene NPAP1, whose product is annotated as nuclear pore associated protein 1. The record is from RefSeq and is a predicted model, not a curated record. The transcript has 3 exons. Lineage: Eukaryota; Metazoa; Chordata; Mammalia; Artiodactyla; Cervidae.